UGACACAUUUCUAAAUUUCCAACUCUUCUCUCAUUACCAAAAACGGUAAUAUGAGACCUUUUUAGAUCAAAAUCUAGGGUUUUCCUUUCCCAUUAAUAAAAAUCUCAACUUUAUUUUUAUUUGUUCCAUCUGCUUCUUUGCUUCUUGAAUCUCCACUCGGCGUCUUCUUCCUCUUCUGUUGGAUUAUUUUGGCUUCAAUGGAGGAGGUGGAUUGCACUUUACCAGUCACGAAGACCACCACGGAACCCUCUGAUGCUUGUCCCACAGAGGAGGCCAUUCGAGCUUUGUUAGUCUACUUAGUCGACCCUUUGCUUCCAUUCAAAUCACAUGAUGUUCCCUCCAAACCUCUCCGCGAAUCUGUCGCCAAGCAGGUUCAUGCUCUUGUGUUGCUUUACAAUUAUUACCACAGAAAAGACAAUCCUCAUCUUGAAUGUUUGUCUCUUGAGUCCUUCCGUGACUUAGCUACGGAUAUGAGACCUGCUCUGCUGCAGCAUUUGAAGGAGGAGUCUGGACGAGAUGCUGAUUCAGAAUAUACCGUUCUGCUGGAGAAGGUUAUCGUGGAUGCAUGUCGUUUAUCCAUGGGGUUAGAUGCGUCUUCAGAUAUUUUUUUCUUGAACAAGUUGCCUAUAAGGAAAGUUGCAGUUCUGCUAGUUGAUUCGGAGAAGAAGAACUGUUAUCUUAAACACAGCUCCAUCACACAAGGUGUGUGGUCACUCCUUGAAAACCCCAUUGAGAAAGAGAAAGCUACUAUAGCUAAUCAGAAAGAAGAGGUCGUCUUUCAAAAAGUUGCAUUUGCUGCUGUUAAGGAGGCCGCAGGUGUUAAUCACAAGGACAUUGUGAUCUUGGAGAGGCAUUUGGUUUUCUCCUUGAGUGAAGAGAAGACUGCAGUCCGCUUUUACAUAAUGAAGUGCACUUCACAAGACAAAUUUUCUGGACAAAAUCCCAUUGAAGAAGUGCUUAGUUGUAUGCAGGGUCCUUUAUUUGAGAAGAGCUUCUCCGAGUGGGCCACAAAUUCCAUAGUGGAAUACUUUCAUGUUCUUCCAUAUGCCAGCCUCAUAGAAGAUUGGUUUUCCAGGCGAGGAGAAACUGAAUCUGUGAUAGAGAAAGAAUCAGAAGCUGUAUGUGAUGAUAUUGAAAGCAAUGACAAGGAAGAUGCAACCAAGGAGUCAGAAAAUUUUGACUUUUUUGGAAGAAGAGGAAAUGCUGCUUCAAAAAGGAGUUAUGAAAUUAACGCCAAAAAAGUUGCUGCUCUACUUAGCAAUCCUAGAGCUAGAAGAAAAGCUACUCCAAGGAUAUUAAAUCGAUACCUAAAAGGAAGUACAAGUUUUCUGAAGGAACCGAAUGCCCAUUUGGAGACGGUAUUUGGGUUGAAGUCUAAGAAUGUGCAUAAUGGUGAGAAAGGUGGUUUGGAGGAUCACAACGAAAGAGGUAUCCAGAGGAAGAAAGCUGUUUCUGACAGACUUCAUAGCUUUCUUAAGCUUAAUGCAGCUCCUGUUUCUGCUCACAACUCUAACCUAAACCUUGAGGAGCUACAGACGUCUCUUCUUUCUAGAGCUACAUCACUAUCCGAAACUGCAACGAAAGUUCUUCUUUGUAAGCGAGAUAAACUGACUCGUCAACAGCGGUACGUAGAAGACGAGAUUGCUAAAUGUGAUAAAUGCAUCCAGAACAUCAAAGGUGAUUGGGAGCUGCAAUUAGAAACAAUACUUGAGUGCUGUAACGAGACAUACCCAAGCCGCAUCCUUCAAGAAUCUUCUGACAAGUCAGCAUGCCAAAGCAACAAGAGGCUGAAGCUCAGUGAAUCGCUUGCUCCUACUAAAAGUCUGUGUCAGAAACUUGAUGAUAUCUGUCUCGUGAAUAACUGGGUACUACCAAACUAUCGUGUGUCUCCAUCAGAUGGUGGGUAUGAAGCUGAAGUAAGAAUCAAGGGGAAUCAUGUCGCAUAUACAGUACAUGGAGAGGAAAAGUCUGAUGCUGCGGAAGCUAGGGAAUCUGCGGCAGCGUGCUUGCUAACUAAGUUGCACAACACAACAGCUAACUUGUCAUGACUGAGUGAGAUCAAAGAGCAACUCAGAAACCAAACUAACUUCCAUCAUGAGUAGAAAAGUCCCGUAGAAAACAUUUACAAGAUGCCAAUAUUUGUACCAAUUCUAUCACUCAGUUCAGGCUUCGAGAUAUAUUACGAGAAACAAAA
Messenger RNA from Capsella rubella, 2194 nucleotides. RefSeq lists its product as uncharacterized. The transcript is spliced from 11 exons. The coding region runs from base 198 to 2048 and encodes 616 amino acids. NCBI's taxonomy places the organism in Eukaryota, Viridiplantae, Streptophyta, Magnoliopsida, Brassicales, Brassicaceae. The record is from RefSeq and is a predicted model, not a curated record.